Molecule: messenger RNA, 1579 nt
Organism: Raphanus sativus (radish)
Lineage: Eukaryota; Viridiplantae; Streptophyta; Magnoliopsida; Brassicales; Brassicaceae
Product: putative ubiquitin-conjugating enzyme E2 38
Exons: 7
Coding region: 149-1453 (434 amino acids)
Molecular function (GO): ubiquitin conjugating enzyme activity
Source: RefSeq, a predicted model, not a curated record
GAGCCAUCAGUAUUGGCGUUGUGGGUGCUCUAAAAGUAUUAAUUAACUAUGUAAUUGUCUUACACAGAUUUUUAGAGCUUGUAGUUAUUGAACGAAAUUUCCCAAGAUUUAAAGAAGGAAGUGGACUCGUUUACAAUUGUGAUACAGAAUGAAUCAACCUUGGCAAAUGUCGUCAAUGGAUCCCGACGUGGUGGAGAUCCCCCCUCCUCCAAUAGCUUCGGGUUCGAGAACUCGAAAACCCAGACAGGCUGUAAUUGCUGAAGUGAUUGAUGUGGAACAAUACGAGUUCCGCAAUAAUGUUGCUGAUAAGAAGAACAAAGGAAAAGCUAUACGACAUAUAUCUUCUUCUUAUGAUCAUAACCCAUUUAGUCAUCUAGCUAGUAGUGAAGCUGUGCCGACGGAGCUUGAUGACUACGCAAUGUUUCAAGCCAUCCUAAAUUCUCAGGAUAUCCCAACUGAUGUAGAAGUGGUGAUGCCUACUCAACCUAGGUCUCCUUAUACAAUUAUGGCGCCAUAUCUUCCUUCAGGACCUUUCAAAGUUGAUGAUUGUGCUAGUAGCUCUUCUCGCCCUAUAGCGGCUGAGGUUAUUCCUUCAGCUCAGGCUAAUUAUCUGCGAGACUUUAAAAGAUUUGACACUGUUGAUGAUUUCUCGGAUCAUCACUUUGCUUCCCAAGGAAAAGCUUCAAAGCAGCAUGCAAAGGGUUGGGUGAAAAAGGUUCAAUCAGAUUGGAAGAUUCUUGAGAAUGACUUGCCAGAGACGAUAUUUGUCCGAGCCUGUGAGUCAAGAAUGGAUCUUUUGAGAGCUGUAAUUAUUGGAGCCGAAGGAACUCCUUACCAUGACGGUCUUUUAUUUUUCGAUAUUCAGUUCUCAGACACCUAUCCUUCAGCGCCACCUAAAGUUCAUUACCAUUCCGGUGGGCUUAGAAUAAACCCGAAUCUAUACAAUUGUGGUAGAGUAUGCUUAAGUCUUCUCGGUACCUGGACUGGUGACACGAGGGAGAGUUGGAUUCCAGAGGAGUCCACAAUGUUACAACUUCUUGUCUCCAUCCAAGCACUCAUCUUGAAUCAAAAACCAUACUUUAACGAACCUGGCUACGAGCAGAGCAUGGGGACUCAAUCAGGCGAGCUUCUUUCUGAAGCUUACAGUGAGAAUGUAUUCAUGUUGUCGUUAAAGACCAUGGUUUACAGUAUGAGAAAACCACCCAAGCACUUUGAAGAGUUUGUUCGUAGCCAUUACUUCAUGCGGGCUCACCACAUUGUGAAAGCCUGCAAUGCUUAUACAAACGGAGCUCCUCUUGGAUCUAUGGUUAAAGGUGGUUUCCAAGAUGUUUCAGAAACUAGCAGGAAGGGCUCAGACAAGUUUAGGGCCGAAGUAGCUUGCUUUAUGAAGACAGUGGUGGAUGAGUUCGUCAAAUUAGGAGUCAAAGAGCUUCAAGAAAAGCAGAAACCAUAAGAGCAGCAGAUUAUCGCUUUGAAAGCCAAAGCCACCGUUGUUUUAUGUUUUAUAUCCAUCUAAAGUUAAAGAGGGGAUGGAUAGUCUUUGUUGCUUUCCACAAAUUUCUUAGUAGUAGUUAUGAAA